GAGAAAAAAUGUAUGUCACUGUAAAAUUGAAGUGACUGGUGUUGUGGCAUAAGUUAUAAUUUUAGUUGUUGUUUUUUUAUUUAUUACUUUCAGGCGGUGAACUGGAGGAGACUUUUGAAAAAAUGCAUACUGCACUGAAUUCAUUAUCUGGCAAAACUUCGGAAAAAGUUGGGGAAAUGGCACAGUUAAUUGAGGAGAUGGCAGAGAGGGAGUGUGCACAGUUUGAGGAGGAGGAUGGGGAAGAUUCCGAAAACAGUCAAUCGGACAUGGACAAAACAAUAGAUGUUGACAAUCAAGUACAGAGAAAGGCUGUUGCGGGCAAAGCAGCCAACUUGUUCCGAGCAAGAAACACGGCCGCUUCAAGAAAUGCAGCCGCGACAAGAAAUGAGCAACCAAUUAAUCAGAAAAUGUUAGCCCUGCGGAAAAUUCUGUCGCAACUUCUGGACAAGGAAUAGAUGAGAGCGAACUGGCGUGACAUAUACACAGUGAUAAAGUCAAUCAAAUAAUUAUGAAAUUAAAUUCAUUGUAAGGGUAUCCUUAAAUUACAUAAGACUAUUAGAACAAAACAACAAUAUGUGUAAAACAUUAAAAAAAGAAUCGAAAAAAAACCCCGCAAAUAUGUGGGUAAAAACUAUUAA
Molecule: messenger RNA, 638 nt
Organism: Ruditapes philippinarum (Manila clam)
Lineage: Eukaryota; Metazoa; Mollusca; Bivalvia; Venerida; Veneridae
Exons: 3
Coding region: 123-455 (110 amino acids)
Source: RefSeq, a predicted model, not a curated record